AUGUAUCCCAAGAUUGCACUCGUUGCUGCCCUGCUGGCUUCGGUCGAGGCUCGGUUCGGAGAGGAACAGUCCGUUGCCAACGACAUCCAGUCUCUGAGCAACUUUGGUAACCCCGGCGAGGCUGCUACCCUUGCGGGCGCAAGCCCCGGCGUCCUGCUCGCGGGUGCCAAUGCCUGUGCCAAGCUCCAACUUGCCGACAAGAUCGUCGCUCAGCUCGGAAACGAUGCGGUAGUCAUUGCGGUCGCUGCCAAGCUUGUUGCUGCCGAGAAGAACACCAACCCGUUCGUCGUCUCCAUCCCCAGCAUCUGCUCGGAUGUGGGUCUGCCCGCCACCGCCGAACUUCGCGGCAUUGUUCCUUUGAUCGACCCUGCUACCACUGGUUCGGACGUUGAGAACGCCAACUCGGCUUCUUCUCUCGCAAAGCCGCUUGGCGCCAACGGCCUCAGCGUCGCUCAGGUUGCCAUUAACGCGGGCUUUUCCAACUUCACAGCCCAGGGCUCUGACGGGAAGACGGCGGCUGCCGCCGACCUUGCUGGUGGCGCCGCCGCUGCGCCUCCUCCCGCUGCCACUACUGCCGCUGCCGUCGCCGCCUCCAGCACUGCGGUUGCCUGCACUCCAGUGACUCGCACCAAGUUCGUCUCGGCCGCGCCCGCUGCCGCCACCACCGCUGCCGCCGCCGUCGACAACAAGAACAACAACAACGGUGUGGCCAAGUCAACGAUUGCGGGUCUCGACUUUGGUCUCUGCGCCCCCACUAUCAAGUUUGAGGGUGGCCUCGGCGGCCGCCCGGCCACGGAAUUCACCUUCCAGGCCAUUGACCCUCUGGUCUCCAAGGGCCAGCAGGAGGCGCUCAACCCCAACAUCAUCACCAACCGCAUCUGCGACCAGCUGACCAAUGUCUGCGAGGCCAACGCCGCGGCCAAGGCGGCUUGCCUGGCCGCAAAGGCCCAGAUCCUGGCGCUGGGAACCCGCAACGCCGACACUGCCAACACAUGGAACACGGUCCUGGGCUUUGCCGGCACUGACAUCAGCCCCGACGCUUAA
Lasiosphaeria miniovina is the source of this 1044-nucleotide messenger RNA. RefSeq lists its product as uncharacterized. Bases 1 to 1044 code for a protein of 347 amino acids. The transcript is spliced from 2 exons. Lineage: Eukaryota; Fungi; Ascomycota; Sordariomycetes; Sordariales; Lasiosphaeriaceae. The record is from RefSeq and is a predicted model, not a curated record.